UCCUGUAGCCUGUGGCCAGGGGUGGCUUUUGGAGUGCUCAGCUGCAUGCUGUGAACGCUCCUGGUGCCCUGGUAAAUGUUGUCUUUAGCUCUGUGUUUCUUGUCAGAGGGUCUGGUUCUGGUUUUUCAGUUGUUCUUUUAUUAUGUUUUUUUCAGCUUUUGUAAGUAAAUGCCUGAGGUGACAUCGCUGUGUGCCAGAGCAGCCCUAUGGGGGAGGCUGAAUGUUAAAUAAACCGCUGUCUGAAUUCCUCCCAAUUUCCUGUACGAAGAGAUGAGCCUUGCCCGAUGUCUGGAAGGCUAAUAAAUACAUUCAGGCUCUCACAGAUUAAGGGAGAAACAAAUCUGAAGGCUGUGGGGUCUUCACCGUGCUUAAAGGUGUGGAAUGUGUCUGUGAGACGGCACUAAAACUGUCCUUUCCACUUCUAUUUACUUUGGUGCCGAAUUUUCCCAGCUGAUAAUAAGAGGACGUUUUUUCCUUGCAUCUUCAGCCAUUGAAAUGCAGUGGCAGAGGGUUUGUAUUGGGGUGCGUUGCCCAACCCUCUGUGCCUUUUGGUGUGCUCACUGUGAGAUCCCUGCUCACGCUGUUGUGCAGCUGCUGUGUUCUCCUGCAAGCCUCAAUGGAAGGCUCUUGUAAUCAGAGUCUUGGGCUGAAGAGCCUUGGCCUGUGUUUUGACCUUGGGUGCCCCUUUCACUGCUGCUCUUUUUGUAUUUUCAAUGUUAACAGUGGUUGCUGGAGUACAGAAUGUGGGAGAUGCAUUGGAAAUAAAUAUGGAUUUGCUUGUUUUUAUACGGCCUCGUGCUAAGUGUCAUAGUACUGCUUUUCAUGCAGGCUCUUCCAUCUCAAGUGCCUGUCCUCUUGAGAUCUGCUUGCUUUUUUUUUUCGUGGAAUCGUAGAAUGGCUUGAGUUGGAUCCUCAAGGAUCAUCGAGUUCCCAGGCUCUGCCACAGGCAGGGCUGCCACCUGCUAGAUGAAGUACUUGACCAGAUUGCCCCAGGCUGUCCAGCAUGGCCUUAAACACCUCCGGGGAUGGAGCACCCACAGCCUCUCUGAGAUUUCUCUGAAAAUAGGAACCUUCUUGGAAGCAGGAGCUUUGUGUGAGGACGUGGAUGGUUUGGCACAGCCCUGCACCGAAAUUCAGGCCUCACAGAUCAGAUUCAAGAGGUUCUGUCACUCCUGUUGCCAGAUAACCAUUGCAUUUGAUAAACUUUUCCAGGAGCCAGAGCCUCAGUUUGCUUUGUCUCUUGACAAACAUCAUGAAUGCCCACUUCUUACAUUCCUCCACCGCCAUCCAUCCACGUCUUUCUGAAGAAAGAGCAGCUCAGCCAUCCCUGUUUGAGGGCGUUACUGCAGCCCCAGGUGAGACCUCAGCCCUGCUGUGAAUCACCAGCAGCCCUCUUGUAACCGAGCACAGGGGCUGCUGUGAGCUCCGACGUUGCGUGCAGCAAAAGGGUUGAAUGCCUCGGAAGGAAAAAACGUGCUGCUGCUUUUUAACUUUGGUUGGCUGUGAGAGCCUCUCCUUCUCCAACAAGGUUAUGGCAUACCUGGUAGAGGUAAAGACUUACAAGAGCUGAUCAUCCAGUGUGUGGUUCAGUCAGACAAAUGCAAGGUAAAAUAAUGCAAAAUUAAAACAGUUGAAGUGGAAACCAGGCUGUCUCCCUGGUCAGCUGAAUGGCCCGCAGUAACGCUGAGCAGGGCUGCAGGCUGCGAUGCUGACGUUCUGCUCUGCAGCCUCAAUAUUUCUUUUUCCUCUUGGCUGCCGCUCCUGGGAUUUUCUGUGUUGGAAACACUUUCUGGUACAGUCGAUCAAAAGGGCUCCCAUUGGUUCUCCCGGUGUUUUAAGAAGCAUCUCUAAGCAGUUCUUUGCAAGUCACCCUAAGGUCCAUGGAACCACCAGCAAAAGCUUGUGGUAGGGCUGGGCUGAGCGCUGCAGGCUGUGGCAGGUGUGGGGAAAUGAAUCAGAGCUCCGGUCUGCAGAUCCCGCUGGGGAUUUCCACUUGGAUUUCCCCUUCAGCAGAGCUGGUGGUUGUGAUCGCCACGCAGUGAAGGUUAAUAAUAAGUGGUAUGAAGGGGAGGUGAGCCCGCCGUAGAUAAAAGUGAAGUUACUUGGACUCCUCCAGGGGAUCGGUGCUUUCAGUCGACCUCUGCAUGUGAAAAGCUGUGAGCGGCUCAGCUCAGCACAGGCACCUGCAGAAUCUUUCUUUCAUUUGGCGAAGUUCUGACUUACAGGUCCUUACAAGUUAAUUUUUGAAACAAAAGAUUAACUGAAGUGCUUUGGAUUAGCGUGAGGCUGGCCCAGCUUCAAGGCAGCACGGUGUUUGGUUGCAUUACUUUGCAUUCUGACGGCGUGGGUCUUGGUUGGGAUGUGGGGGGUUCUGGCUCUGCCCCUCGUUGGGAUGCUUUUCAUCAGCUGGCAUUAGGGAAGGUUAUCGAGCAAGAGCUCCCUGCGGGGAUGGGCUGUGAGAGCUGUUUGAAAGCUGCGUGCGGUGCUUUGGGCAUCCGUGAAAAAUUGCUCCCACUUAAAUCUGUGGAAAGUUGGGGAGGGUUUAACUGCUCCUGAGUGAAAGAGGCUUCAAUGCUUCCCCAUACAGCAGGUACCGUGUGGAUGACUGGUGGGGCUCCCUGCUCUGUGCUGGAUGGGCCCCUGGAAACGCUCCCUGCCUGCAGCAGGCACACUGCGCUCUGCUGAGCAGUGCAGGGCUGGUUCUGGCCUCUGGGGGCCUUCCUGCCUAAUGAAGGCUUGGGCCCAGCAUCCAUGAUAACACACCGUACCUCGCAUAAAUUUAGAACAGAGUGCAGCCAAUUUUCACAUGCUGCUGCUACAUUAUUCUUUCUCAAGCUGUGCCAGAUAACUUCGUGCAGCAAAGCAGCUCCAGCUUUAUGAGUGCUAGGAUGGCUGGUUGGGGCCUGCAGAGCCGUCCUUCGGUGCUCGAGGAGUUGUGUGCACCCCUGCACUGCAGGUGUGUGGGUGCUGCUGAGGUGAAGAGCUCCCAGAGCCUUACACGGGAGAAGCUUCACGUGGAAGGUGGCUUUGUUGUGACUGUAAUCAUUUCUUAGCUCCCCUCUGCAAGGAUGUGGGCUGUGAGGACUUCACUGGCGUCAUCCCAUCCCUGUGGGCAUGGCAGGUGUGAUGACUUUGAGAACCUAGGUACUUUGCUUUUGCUUUUUUUCCCUUUGACUGCUGCCUUUUGUUUGUCCUGUCCAUUAAAAUUGUGCCCUGUGUGUAAGCUAGGGCCCCGUGCUCCGGUGGUGUCACAUUCCUAUAGCUGCUCUGCCCGCACCGAGCAGGAUGAGGGCUGUGUUUGUUCCUCAGCACCCGAGCUGCUCCCACCUGUGAUCUGUCACUCCCCAGCACUCACGUAGGAGCCUAUAGGCUCCUUUCCCAGGGCACUUAGUGCUUAGAACAGAACCUCGUCCUUUGGCUGCAUACUGUUGGGGCAGUGCUGGGGAGGUGCGGGUGUUGCCCCUGGGUCUGCAGCCAGGAACCAUCCAUAUAGGUGUACUGCUGUGGCUCUGUGGGUCAUAAAUGUUGCUGCUGAGAUGAAAUGGAAUUCUAAGGCUGUAUCCCUUGGCAUGUUCUCCAUGAUGCUGUGACUUUCCAGCUGAAGGGAGCUGAUGAAAUCUAUUGACUUUUCCAUCUCUUAGAAGACGCUGUGUAUUGUAAGAAUAAAAUGUGAAUUAAAAAAAAAAAAAAAGCAGCAACUGCUCUUUGAUGGAGGAAGAUGGGCCAGCAAACAAAUAUUUUCAGGCAAGUUGGCCGCUGAGGAGUUGUCCAUAGUUGAGCAAGAGCCGUGCUCCAACCCUGUGUUGGGCACAGCUGCAGUGCAGCGGGCAUCUGUGGUGCUUACAGCUCUCGGCUGGCUGUUAGCCCUGCUCAGGCCGUGCUUUGGUAAAUUCCUUUUCAGAGAUGCUUCAGUGUGAACUGUGGUGGGGCAGAGCUUGGGGCCGCUGCUGGAGCCAGUCCUGUCCUUACAAAGAGCUGCUUCCACCUGAAGCGCCCCAUCCAGGCCAAAGAAACGAUUUCUUUUGGCACUUGGGUUGACAGGAACAGGCUGAGUAGCACAAGCAGAUCUCCUUUGCGUCUCACUGGCCUGCAGUGCAUUGGGUUCUGUUGCGCUUGCAUGGCCGUGGUGCCCAUGCUGACAGCAGGCUGCUCAGGGCUGGGUGAAGCGAGGGCUGCGGGUGAUUUACAUGCUGCUGAGCCGUCUCCAGUUCUCUUUAAUUUAGAGAUGCAAAGCUGAGCCUGAAAGGAAUGAGCUCCAGAUAAUUAGGUGCUUGUCUGCAGGUGUAACCAGCGUGGCUGCCUGCAGCUGCUGCCCUUAAUAUUGCUGAUUUUUAUUUGGAAGCAUUGGGGAAUGAAUGAGAUGCUGGGAACGCUGCUCAUUCGCAGCAAAGAUUCUGCUGUUCUAUUCCUCCCACCCCAUUCCAUCAGCUGUGGUGAGGCUGAAGGGCAGUGUGGCACAGAGCAGGUAAGGGUGCUGGGAGAGGGUUUUGGUGGAAUGGGCGCUGAGUGCAGAAGUUGGAGCAUAGAGAGAUGUGUGCAGUGUAGAUCAGGCGAUGUUACGGCAGGCAGAAUGGGCAGGAAGCACCUGGGUUACUUAAAAUGAAGCACUAAGAUAAAUGAUACGUAAUUAGGUAAAAAGCUCAAGAUAAAUUUCAGGACGAGUUUUGAUUUUCAGGGAGAGUGCUGGGUGGGAGCACAGUAUGAUCUGGGUAAAUGCUGACAGCCUCACUGCUUGCAGCGUCUGGAUUGGGACUGCGCUUGGGAGCAGUGCUUAAUGAGGAGCCCUUAAUUAGCAGAGGGACAGGCGAGCCCAUGGCUUUGUUAGUGCUGAGUGGGGAUGGAGCCCUGUGAGGGAGUGGGCAGCAGUGGGGAGCUGCCCGGAGCAGUGCUCUGCUGGGCACGAGGCUGUUAGGGCAGCACAGAGCUGCGCAUUGUGUGGUUGUUGCACAUGUAAAAUAGCUCAUAAUUGAAAAUGUAAAGAGAGUUUGGUUGUGCCAUUUAAUAGAGAGAAUAAGGUGAUGGAAUAAGAGGCCAGUUUACAUAAACGCUUUGUUGAUCCACUUACAUUUUAUACCUCCUGACAAAUGGCAAUGCGGUUGUGAGUGUUGACUCCACAUGUUGCAGUAAGGGUCUUUAUAUCAGGCUGUAAAACAUUGAAGCAAGCUUAAUAAUGGCUUUUGCCUGAAGAUCCUUUUGGUUAUGAGUAAGUACAGCAGGUGGUGAAUCUCAGAGCAUGGUUUGCAUCUGCUUGCAGCAGUAGAGCUGCAGUAUGCAGCCUGGUUGUUGCACGCUGUGUACCCACUGUAAACCCCACUGCUGCCAUUUUGCAAACACCUUUUAAUUUGAUUUGAGCAGUCAGCAGUCUGUCCUUGAUGUCAGGAUUAAUGAGGGGUGUGAGGAGGAUGUGGCUUCUUAGAGAAGUCUUUGCCUGUGUCUCUGAACCUCUGACUGCAGUUUGAUGUGCUCAUGCCAGGAAAAGUUGUUUAAUUUUUGGGGUGUCUCAGUGGGUUUUGCUGAUUUAAAGUACCUGCUAAACAACCAGGCACGUGGCUGCGCUGCUGCUCCACUGGGGCACAGGAGCAGCUGCUUUGGAGCAGAAAGUUGGGAGGAUUUGCACAACUUCUUCCUGAGGAGUUCAUGCUGUGAUGGAGUUUCCCUCAGACACGGAGCGCUGAUGCUGCCAGCACCGCUGAUUCCCUUACAUUCCGUGCACCAGAAAGCUGCAGAUGGUGCUGAGGGUUUGGGUUUGCUGUGGUUCUAUGCUCUGUACGCUCACCUGAUGGCUUUGUCUCAUACUUUCCACUGUUUAAUGCACACGUGGUACAAGCAGGGCCGUGCAGUGGGGUUGUUUAACCCUGGGAGUUGGCAGAGGGCUCACUUGUGCUGGAAAGGAGGGAGAUUUUGGAGAGGAAUUCCUCCUGGCUGUAAGUGCUGCGCAUUUGUUGUCUGUGUGGCAUGGCACCUUGGAUGGCAUGCAGCAACGGGGGCUGAAUUACCCUGGUAGCAGAGUGCUGAGGGCAGGCUGCACUGACCACCUCGCUUGUGGCCCUGGAGCAGCGCUCUGCCCAUCCCAUCCUAUCCCAUAGGAGCCCUGCGAGCACUGUGCUGCCCAUCCCAUCCCAUCCCUUCAGAGCCCCGGGAGCACUGUGCUGCCCACCCAGUGCCUGCAUUUGUCAGAAGCCGGGUGCAGGAAAUAAGCACUUUCUCCAUCCUUUGGAUCUCAUUAAAGCUUAGUGGAACUUAAGGCACUUCUGUAUCCUUCAGUCUUGUGCUCAGAUCAAGUCCUGUAGCAGAAGGACUUAGAGGUUUCCUUUUAAUCUGAUGAGAACCAUCACUUUCCAGAAGUGAUGUGGAAGCAGCUGCCCUGGCAGCAGCACCCAGCCCUGGGCGCAGGCAGCGAGCUGACUGCUCAGAGAAGAUUAUUUUCCCAUGGCUUACAUGAGUUCUAAAAUAAGAAAAUAAAUCCUAACCUGCUCGAGGAUGAAACAGUUUUUCCAAACUCAGGAACGGUCCCUUUUGGAGCAGGGAUUGCUCAUUUGUUUGUUCCUUUCCCUCUUUAUUUCCUCUGGGUGCCCUUUCCAAGUUGGGAGAACUACAGCAGUUGGCUCCACACCGAGACGUAAAACCUGUUGGCAGCAGCUCCGCUGUGUGGGCAGGAGGCGACUUACUGCCACAUGGAGGCAAGUGCAAACAGGGCGAUGGUGGCUGUGGCUCUGCGUGGGGAGGAAGUGGCGCUGCCCCCACGUCCCUCCCCGUGCUGCUUUCCUUAACAUGCUGCCCUCAGGAUCCCCCGCGGCCCCGUGCAGCAGCCCCUGGAGGAGCGGAUCUUCACGCCGACCGUCUCUGCCGUGUACAGCACUGUAACACAAGUAGCAAGACAGCCGGGUCCUCCUGCCCCAUCCCCUUACACUACACAUGAAAUAAAUAAGGGACACCCAAAUAUUGCUGCAACGCCACCGGGACACGCGUCGUCCCCAGGGCUCUCGCAGGCUCCUUACCCCUCAGGACAGAAUGCAGCUCCAACCACGCUGGUGUACCCUCAAGCCCCUCAAACAAUGAACACUCAGCCUCAGACCCGCUCGCCGUUUGCAGCGGGGCCUCGACCUGCCCAUCACCAGUUUUUUCAGAGGCCUCAGAUCCAGCCUCCACGAGCCACCAUCCAGAACAGCAGCCCUUCCAUCCGUCCUGGUGCACAAACACCGACCGCAGUGUAUCAGACCAACCAACACAUCAUGAUGGUUAAUCACCUGCCGAUGCCGUAUCCCAUGCCUCAGGCCCCCCAGUACUGUAUACCACAGUAUCGCCACAGCGGCCCACCCUACGUCGGGCCCCCCCAGCAGUACCCUGUGCAGCCGCCGGGGCCGGGCCCCUUCUAUCCAGGACCGGGUCCUGGGGAAUUCCCCAACGCCUACGGAACACCUUUCUACCCGAGUCAGCCGGUGUAUCAGUCAGCACCCAUCAUAGUGCCUACGCAGCAGCAGCAGCCUCCACCAGCAAAAAGAGAGAAAAAAACGAUCCGGAUCCGGGAUCCGAACCAGGGGGGCAAAGAUAUAACAGAAGAAAUAAUGUCCGGCGGGGGCAGCAGGAACCCAACGCCGCCCAUCGUCAGACCCACCUCCACCCCAACCCCGCCUCAGCUGCCCAGCCAGGUCCCAGAGCCCGGCCCUGUGCUCUAUGGGCCAGUGGAGAGCAGCCACCUCACUGCCAGCACUGCCGGCCCCGCAGCCAUCGCCCCGAAGCAAGAAGAGAAGCCAAAACCAGACCCAGUAUUAAAGCCGUCUUCUCCCGUGCUCCGGGCAGAGCCCACAGCAGAGAAGCAGGACCCGGCCCUGCCGGUGGCUGAGCCCAGCCCUCCGCACAGCCCGCCGGCCCCCGCUGCGGCCCCAUCGCCGCCCCCCGCCCCGCUUGCGGCCGCUGCCACCGCCGCUGCUGCUAAACCUUCGCCCACCGCCGACCCCGAGGAGAGAUGUGAAGUCGCUUCCCCCAAGGAGGAGGCGAUGCCUCUCCCCAGCCUGGACGUGUCGCACCCAGUGCCCACAGAGGAGCCCCGUGGCGAGGCGUGCCAGGAGGCGGGCAGCCCUAUGGCACCCGGCGAUGUGCCGGUGACUGUGAGCGUGAGCAUGAACACCAGUAAGGAACUGAACGGAGUGAGUGAGAGCGUCGCUGCCGCAGAGAGUGGGGCCGACGUGGCUGCAGGGGAUGUUGUGCCGCUCGCUGCUGACCCACAGGAACCAGAGGCAGCUCCCGGGGACCUGGGCUCCGUGCCCCCCCCCAGCAUCCCCCGUGUAGCCCCAUCCCCGCCGCCCGCCCCAGCUCCCAGCCCUCCUUCUCCUCCUGCUGCUCUGACCAGUACAGCCCCUUCCCCACCACCGCCUCUGCCUCCUGGUGCCCCCCCUGCUCAGGGAGAUGUGGAGGGAGAGGAAGGCGCAAGGACUGCUCCUAGUGAAGAGCUGACAGAUGCUGAGAAGAAGGAGGAGACAGAGGCGGAUGGGCAACUGGAGGAGAGCACGGAGGCUCUGAGCUUGAGCUCUAGCAAGAGUCCUGUCCCAGCCUCAACUGCUGUAACUGCACCAAAGACGUGGAAGAAACCAAAAGAGUGGACCCAGGGCACUGAGGAGGUGACAGAGACAGAGGCAGAGCCUAAAGUAGAAGAGGAGCUCUCGAGUGACAAAGUACUUGAAUCUGAACAGGAUAACAUGAGCCACGGGUUUCAGCUGGAGAGAGACCCCUCCGAACUUAAAAAAGUGAAACCUGUGGAAGAGAACGGAGAGCAGGAGGCAGAGCCUGUCCGCAAUGGUGCUGAGAGCAUGUCGGAGGGAGAGGGGCCCGAUGUGACCUUGGGCUGCACAGAGGGCUCUGCUGAAGGGCCUGCACUGCAGUACAAGCCAGAGCAGUGGAAGCCUCUGGACCCGGAUGGGAAGAAGCAGUACGACAGGGAGUUCCUGCUGGACUGCCAGUUCAUGCCUGCCUGCAUCCAGAAGCCAGAAGGGCUGCCUCCCAUCAGCGACGUGGUUCUCGACAAGGUGAGAGGAGAGCCCAUCAAACAGGUCAACCAGCCCAAAUUGCCACUGAGGACCCUGGACCCUCGGAUACUGCCUCGAGGCCCAGACUUCACACCAGCCUUUGCUGAUUUUGGGAGGCAGCCUUCCGGUGGAAGAAACGUAUCUGGAAGUGCCUGCAAAGUGCAGAGCGGCCCUGGAUUGCCGUCCCUGGCUCGGUGCGGUUCCCCAGCAUGCCCUCUCUUGGUCUCGCCUCACCCACCAUUGAGGAACCUGCCAAUAGGGUUGUUGAAUGUUGGACCGAGGAGAUCUCAGCCGGGCCAGAGGAGGGAGCCCAGGAAGAUUAUCACGGUGUGUGUGAAGGAGGAUGUUCACCUGAAGAAGGCAGAGAACGCCUGGAAGCCGAGCCUGAAGAGGGAGAACCAAACUGAGGACCCUGAAAAUGUCAAAACCCAGGAGCUGUUCCGCAAGGUACGAAGCAUCUUAAACAAGCUGACUCCCCAGAUGUUCAAUCAGCUUAUGAAGCAAGUCACAGACCUGACGGUAGAUACUGAAGAGAGGCUAAAAGGAGUCAUCGACCUGGUCUUUGAGAAGGCUAUUGAUGAGCCGAGCUUCUCCGUGGCGUAUGCAAACAUGUGCAGGUGCCUCGUGACGCUGAAAGUGCCCAUGGCAGACAAACCUGGGAGCACAGUGAAUUUCCGCAAGUUGCUGUUAAAUCGCUGCCAGAAGGAAUUUGAAAAGGACAAGGCUGACGACGAUGUCUUUGAAAAGAAACAGAAAGAGCUUGAAGCUGCUACCACUCCAGAGGAGAAGACCCGGCUCCACGACGAGCUGGAAGAGGCCAAGGACAAAGCGCGGCGGAGAUCCAUUGGGAAUAUAAAAUUCAUCGGCGAGCUUUUCAAACUGAAAAUGCUGACGGAAGCGAUCAUGCAUGACUGUGUGGUAAAGCUGCUAAAAAACCACGAUGAGGAGUCCCUCGAGUGCCUUUGCCGCUUGCUGACUACCAUUGGCAAGGACUUGGACUUUGAGAAAGCAAAGCCUCGCAUGGACCAGUAUUUUAAUCAGAUGGAGAAGAUUGUGAAAGAGAGGAAAACGUCUUCAAGGAUUCGGUUCAUGCUGCAGGAUGUGAUAGACCUAAGGCUGUGCAACUGGGUUUCACGGAGAGCAGACCAAGGCCCGAAGACCAUUGAGCAGAUUCAUAAAGAAGCCAAGAUAGAAGAGCAGGAAGAACAGAGGAAGGUCCAACAACUCAUGACCAAAGAGAAGAGGAGACCAGGUGUCCAGCGAGUGGAUGAAGGCGGAUGGAACACUGUGCAGGGGACAAAGAACAGCAGAGUGCUGGACCCUACCAAGUUCCUUAAAAUCACCAAGCCCACAAUAGAUGAGAAGAUUCAGCUUGUGCCUAAAGCCCAGUUGGGCAGCUGGGGAAAGGGCAGCAGUGGUGGAGCAAAGGCAAGCGAGAUGGACUCCCUACGACCAAGUGCCACUAGUUUGAACAGAUUUUCUGCACUGCAGCCUCCAGUCUCAUCUGUAUCUGCCUCAUCUGCAUCCUCAGAACUAGAUUCUCGCAGGGCCUUAACAAGUCGCGGGAGCACAGGCAGGGAGAAGAACGAUAAACCUCUCCCACCUUCCCUGUCCCGCCCCAACACCUUCCUCCGGGGCAGCAGCAGUAAGGAGCUGCUGCUCGACAAUCAGGCACAGGAGGAGCAGAGGAGAGAGAUGCUGGAGACGGUGAAGCAGCUGACAGGCGGCAUGGAGAUGGACAGGAACAGCGCAGAGGCAGAGAGGAGCAAAGCCAAGGAGUCUGCCAAGCCAGAAGCUCCCCCAGCCCCAGUUCAAGAGAAGCCUUCUUUAUCAGAAGAGGAAAUUGAGAGAAAAUGCAAAUCUAUCGUUGAUGAGUUCUUGCAUAUUAAUGAUUUUAAGGAGGCGAUGCAGUGCGUGGAGGAGCUGAGCGCCCAGAGCCUGCUGCCUGUGUUUGUGCGAGUGGGAGUGGAGUCAACGCUGGAGAGGAGUCAGAUCACCAGGGAUCACAUGGGCCAGUUAUUACAUCAGUUGGUGCAGUCAGGAAAGCUGAGCAAGCAGGAUUUCUUCAAGGGGUUUUCAGAUACCUUGGAGAUGGCAGAUGACAUGGCCAUAGAUAUACCCCAUAUAUGGCUGUACCUAGCUGAGCUGGUGACCCCCAUGUUAAAAGAAGGAGGAAUCUCUAUGAGAGAACUUAUACAAGAAUUUAGCAAACCUUUACUUCCUGUGGGAAGAGCCGGGGUCUUGCUUGCUGAAAUCUUGCACCUUCUAUGCAAACAAAUGAGCCAUAAGAAAGUGGGAGCCUUAUGGAGGGAGACUGGCCUCAGCUGGAAGGACUACUUACCUGAAGGGGAGGAUGUACAUACCUUUCUCAUGGAACAAAAGUUGGAGUUCACGGAGUCUGACUGUUCCAGUUCCCCAGAAGCACUUUCAGAGAAAGAACUCUCCGCAGAAGAGCUGAACAAGCAGCUAGAAAAACUCAUUGUUGAGGACAAGGCGAAUGAUGAACAAAUCUUUGACUGGGUAGAGGCUAAUCUAGAUGAAAGCCAGAUGAGUUCACCUACAUUCCUUAGAGCUUUAAUGACAGCAGUCUGUAAAGCAGCUAUUAUAGCGGACUCUUCUAGCUUCCGUGUGGACACUGCUGUUAUCAAGCAGAGAGUGCCGAUCUUACUCAAGUACCUGGACUCAGACACAGAGAAGGAACUACAAGCACUUUAUGCACUACAAGCAUCAAUAGUAAAACUUGAUCAGCCUCCCAAUUUGUUGCGGAUGUUCUUCGAUUGCCUGUAUGAUGAGGAGGUGAUUUCAGAGGAUGCCUUCUACAAGUGGGAAAGCAGCAAGGACCCAGCAGAGCAGAACGGGAAAGGAGUAGCGCUGAAAUCUGUCACAGCAUUCUUCACAUGGCUACGGGAGGCUGAAGAGGAGUCAGAGGAUAAUUAAAACUUAAAAUACAGGAAAAAAAACAAAAACAAAAACACACACAAAAAACAAUUUAAGUAUUUUUUUAAAGAGUUUCACGUCUUCGCCAAUCACAGUGCAGCAAGGCCAAUUCUCGCGCAGACCCCCUUCCCCCACACACGCACGAGUGGGAGAGAUAACAUAGAUAAACACAAAGGUGAUCAUGGAGGAAAAAGGUACUUGAAAAAAACAGUAAACUUCAAACCUGGCGGGAGCACUAAACCAAAAUCCAUGUAUUAUUUAUAGAAAAUAUUUUCUGUUUUAAUCUUUUUUUUCUUUUCUUUUUAAACGAGGACUCAAAUACACAAAGCAAAACAAACCUGUUUAGCAAACAAAAAAAAAAAAAAGUUUAAAACUUUUAAUUUAUUAUUUUAAGGACUGCAAAUGCCAGUGUAAUUUUUAAAUUUGCAGUUUCUGUAAACAAAUUGUAUAAUAGAACAAAA
Tympanuchus pallidicinctus (lesser prairie-chicken) is the source of this 12421-nucleotide messenger RNA. RefSeq names its product eukaryotic translation initiation factor 4 gamma 3 (gene EIF4G3). The coding region runs from base 7056 to 11960 and encodes 1634 amino acids. Lineage: Eukaryota; Metazoa; Chordata; Aves; Galliformes; Phasianidae. The record is from RefSeq and is a predicted model, not a curated record. Gene Ontology annotation, cellular component: eukaryotic translation initiation factor 4F complex. Gene Ontology annotation, molecular function: translation initiation factor activity; protein binding; mRNA binding. The transcript has 34 exons.